Molecule: messenger RNA, 189 nt
Organism: Trichoderma harzianum CBS 226.95
Lineage: Eukaryota; Fungi; Ascomycota; Sordariomycetes; Hypocreales; Hypocreaceae
Exons: 2
Source: RefSeq, a predicted model, not a curated record
AACACGGCCAAUGCUAGGACUCUGGUCUCGCGGGCCGCAGCUGAAUGUGGCGACCCAUAUUCCCCAAUUCGCGGCAGGAAUGCCUGCUCUAGGCACAUCGCAUCUGAAAACUGGUCCAAUCGGAUAGAAGCUGAUCAGGCCAUCCCCACGGGCUUGUUAGUCCCGGAACCGCGUUCAAGUAGCAAAUGA